Messenger RNA from Vitis vinifera (wine grape), 871 nucleotides. RefSeq names its product F-box protein PP2-B3-like. NCBI's taxonomy places the organism in Eukaryota, Viridiplantae, Streptophyta, Magnoliopsida, Vitales, Vitaceae. Gene Ontology annotation, molecular function: protein binding. The transcript has 2 exons. The record is from RefSeq and is a predicted model, not a curated record. The coding region runs from base 34 to 357 and encodes 107 amino acids.
UGUAGCGACAAGGGAAAAAAAACCAUAGAACAAAUGGAGACCAAAAGCAUUAGUCAAGCCACUUCCUCAAAGUUCGGCCCCGGCGUCGACUUCUCGGCACUGCCGGAAGGUUGCAUAGCCGGUAUUCUGGCAUGGACAAGUCCUCGCGACGCCUGCAGGAUGUCAGUGGUCUCGCCUGAGUUCCUGUCGGCGGCGGAGUCCGACGCUUUGUGGCAAACGUUUCUACCAGACGAUUAUCAGGAGAUGAUCGGCGGAUCUUCGGAGUCUUCGGCUCGGCUGGAUUUCUCCUCCAAGAAGGAGCUCUUCUUCCGACUCUGCAAUUCUCCUCUCUUGAUCGACGGGGGUAAAAAGAUUUAGCGAGGUGGCGAAUCUAAAACUUGUGUGGUGGCUUGAAAUCAACGGAAAGAUGAAUACUUGCAUCUUGUCGCCAAGGACAAACUAUGUGGUCUAUCUUGUAUUCCAAAGGAAUGAGAGAUUUCAUGGAUUUGAAGGCAAUCCUAUAGAGGCAUCAGUUGGAAUUGUUGGUGGCGAAACUACUACUUGGAUCCGGAACAUGAUACCAACCCCAACUCGGCUCGAUUAGAUGGGUGGUACGAAGUUGAAUUAGGUGAAUUCUACAAUGAAGGAAGAGAUGGCGAGGAACUCGAGAUGAGUAUUAUGGAGGUGAAAACAGGCAAUGCCAAGUAUGGGCUCUUGAUUGAAGGGAUUGAGAUCAGGCCUAAAUUUUGUUCUUAGAUGUUUUUGUGUAGGUGGCAAAUUCUGUGCCUUAAUUUGCAAUGUUAUUGAGUCAGGAGGGCUAAUUCCUGUAGUUAAUAUUACUAAACCAUUGUUCUAGAGCAGGAUUAUAUGAUAUAUUAUGGUAGCUUCUCGA